GGGAAGCAGAAAAUAUUCGCUACAAACAAGUGAUUACAGCAAUGACAUUUUACAUUAAUAUUGCCAUAGUUUACUUUAAUAAGAUUGUUUACUGUAACGUAAAAAAUAUGCGCUGCUAUUUUAUGUUAGUUUCACUUCAAAGGUUUUCAGCAUAUGCACCCGGUAGCGAUACCGUCAGUGGUAGUGCCCAAGGAUGGCAGCAGCUGUAGGUGUAAAUAAGCAAGGAGCUGCGGCGGGGAUGGAGGGGUGCAGUCGCAACAGUCGGACCAUUGCAGGCGGCACGGUCAAGGUACUGGAAUGUGGAGUGUGUGAAGAUGUGUUUUCUCUGCAAGGUGACAAAGUCCCUCGGCUGCUGCUGUGUGGUCACACUGUGUGCCACGACUGUCUCACCCGCCUUCCACUUCAUGGCAGAGCUAUCCGCUGCCCCUUUGACAGACAAGUCACUGAAUUAGCUGUGACAGGGCCUGUUUUCUACAUAAUUGUGAAAUUCACUGCAAUGUCCUUGUCAGGGGACUCCGGAGUUUGGGGACUGAAGAAGAACUUUGCACUCCUGGAGCUUCUAGAGAGACUGCAGAAUGGAGCCUCUAACCAGUCCGGCACGGCUGAGGACACUUUAGGAGGUUCUGGAGAGCGUAUUAUCCGCUGUGAUGAAGAUGAGAACCACAUUGCAUCCAUGUACUGCACUGUUUGUGCCACACACCUGUGCAGAGACUGCUCUCAGCUCACACACUCCACUCGGACCUUAGCAAAGCAUAGACGGGUUCCUCUGGCUGACAAGCCCCAUGAAAAAACACUUUGUCUCCAACAUCAGGUUCAUGCCAUUGAGUUUGUGUGCCUGGAAGAACCUUGUCAUGCCUGUUCCCUCAUGUGCUGUGUGUGCAAAGAGUAUGGGAAACAUCAGGGGCACAAGCAUGCUGUGUUGGAAGCUGAAGCGAAUCAGAUCCGGGCUUCAAUUCUGGACAUGGCACACUGCAUUCGAACAUUCACUGACGAGAUCUCUGAAUAUUCCAGGAAACUUGUUGGCAUAGUGCACCAGAUUGAGGGAGGGGAGCACAUUGUGGAAGACAGCAUUGGAAUGGCUCACACAGAGCAUGUUCCAGGCACAGCUGAGAAUGCCCGCUGUUGUGUAAGAGCGUAUUUUGCUGAUUUACACGAGACGCUGUGCCGUCAGGAGGAGAUGGCGCUCAGUGUUGUUGACGUACACGUGAGAGAGAAGCUCAUCUGGCUCCGGCAGCAGCAGGAAGACAUGACCAUUCUGUUAUCGCAGGUCUCCACUGCCUGCCUGCAUUGUGAAAAAACACUGCAACAGGAUGAUUGCCGUGUUGUGUUAUCCAAACAGGAGAUAACAAGACUACUAGAAACUCUGCAAAAGCAGCAGCAGCAGUUCACAGAGCUUGCAGAUCACAUCCAGCUAGAUGCCAGCAUUCCUGUCACUUUCACAAAGGAUAACCGGGUUCACAUUGGCCCAAAGAUGGAGAUUCGGGUUGUAACCUUGGGGCUGGACGGGGCGGGAAAAACCACCAUUCUGUUUAAAUUAAAACAAGACGAGUUCAUGCAACCAAUUCCUACGAUAGGUUUUAAUGUGGAGACAGUAGAGUACAAAAACCUGAAGUUUACCAUUUGGGAUGUUGGAGGUAAACACAAGCUGAGGCCUCUCUGGAAGCAUUAUUACCUGAAUACACAAGCGGUAGUGUUUGUGAUUGACAGCAGCCACAGGGACAGAUUGAUGGAGUCACACAGCGAGCUGGCAAAGCUGCUAACAGAAAAGGAGCUCAGAGAUGCACUUCUGCUGAUCUUUGCUAACAAACAGGAUGUGGCUGGUGCUCUCUCCGUGGAAGAAGUUACUGAGUUGCUGAGCUUGCACAAGCUGUGCUGUGGCCGCAGCUGGCAUAUUCAAGGCUGUGAUGCUCGGAGUGGGAUGGGCCUGCAUGAAGGGCUGGACUGGCUGUCAAGACAACUGGUGGCAGCAGGGGUGCUGGAUGUAGCUUAGACUCAUACAAGAAAAGUAAAAAAAAGACUUUACAGCCAUCCUUCAGUUCUGUUUAUUUUAGUUUCCUUGUGCUGUGAUUUAAUGUUUUGUUGUACAUAGCAGCUAACUGUGAUUUUCCCUGCAUUCUUCUAGGUGACCAGUGGUUUGUAAAAAUAUUUACUUGCCACACGAUUCACAAAAAAAUGUGAUUGAGAUUUUUUUUUUUUUUUUACCGGGGAAAGGGUCUGUUUUACCACGUGGUUGGUUUGCAUGAAUUUACACUCCCUUUAACAUUGUUUCUACUGAAUGAUGUACAGUCCAAAUGAUGCUCCAACAAAUAGCUGGUAAAGGCAGCUCAAGGUACUUAAUAUUUUGCAGCUAGACAUUUGAUAUUUUUAAGGGAUGUUUUUUCCACAGCUGUUUGAGUAAAAGGGUUGGAUAUAGAAUGUUGGCAAACACUUUGAAGAAGCAUCCCAUAAUAGAUAAAGAUUAGAACUAUAACAAACUCAGAAGCUACUGUAGCAUUCAUGAAACCUGCCUUUUUUUUGUUUUUAAAUAAUGAUUUUUGUCUUGAGGGUAAGAAAAUGUAGAAAUACAAAUGACUAGUAUGAUGCUGUGGAUCUUGGGGUUCAUAGACUGAACAGUUCAAUUGCUGAUGGAUGGUCAAUAACGUGUAUAGGUCUGUGUAACGUUAUGGCUGUAUUUACAGCUUUGUUUUAGGAUAUACUGCUAAGUUUGGGCACCUGCUUUGAAUGGGAAUAGUGCACUUUGUAGUUUGAUAGCUAUUGUUUGUACUCAACAGGGUUUACAAGAUACUGUCAUGUACUGGAUUUAUUUAUGAAAUAAUUGGUUUUACCUUGCAAACAGCAUUUACAGUACCAACCAUUAUCACCAAAAAUAUAUAAAUGUAAGAAUUAAAACUGCAGUCCUCAUCCAGCCUCAUUACAUUGUAUGGUUUAAUUGUUGCCAUUAAAAGCAUUCUACUUUAUCUUUGAUGCUAACAUUUAUUGUUGUGAUGUAGGGGAAUGCAUUUAAAAAUACAUAGCAUUAUUCUGUAACUGUGUAAGAGCACAGUACACAUUUGACCUAGUGUUUGUAAGUUAGUAAACACCUGUUACUGCUUUUCUAUCACCACACACAAGUAAUGUGACUCAGGACGUUAUGCUAUUUACUAACUGGGAUUUUUUUUGCAAGUAUGUGGAGAGCUUUAGCACAUUAACCAUUCAUGUUUCCUAACUAUUAAAUAUGAACUAGACUUAAUGUAGUGUAAAAUGUGAUGUAGUCAGAACCCCUCCCCCAUCCCAAAAUAAAUAGCAUAUGUUUAACACAAGAUGUUCUUAUUUAUUUCCCUAAAUAAAGAGUAUUUAACAGUG
This is a messenger RNA of Polyodon spathula (Mississippi paddlefish), 3342 nucleotides long. RefSeq names its product E3 ubiquitin-protein ligase TRIM23. Gene Ontology annotation, biological process: intracellular protein transport; vesicle-mediated transport. Bases 194 to 1990 code for a protein of 598 amino acids. Lineage: Eukaryota; Metazoa; Chordata; Actinopteri; Acipenseriformes; Polyodontidae. The record is from RefSeq and is a predicted model, not a curated record. Gene Ontology annotation, molecular function: GTPase activity; zinc ion binding; GTP binding. The transcript is spliced from 11 exons. Gene Ontology annotation, cellular component: lysosomal membrane; cytoplasm; plasma membrane.